UACGUCAUAUUCACGUCAUAUCAAAUCGUCUUUUCACAGUCCUUUUAUAUUUUGUUUAUAUUUUUACUUUUCUAAUCUAAUGUGAACUAAAUUAUUCACUCGAAUCAAGGAAAAGUCUAAAAGUUCUUAGUUUAAUUUUUCUAAACAAGUUAAUACCAAAUUUGGGUGACGAAAGUGAAAAUCCAGUUCAUUAGAAUUAUUGCGUCAUAUUUCUUGGUUGUGGUAAAAACAACUUGGAAAACCGAAUAUAACAAAACUGAAAAUAAGAAGUGAGCGCAUAUUGCUGCAAAGCAGUUAAUUCUUUUGAUGUUAUUGGAUGAUUUUACUUCGAUGCCGCCGGAAAAGCGACCCAAACGAGGUCUCAGCGAUGCUGAUGAUGAAGAUGACGACUACAGGAAGCGAAGAGACAGAAACAAUGAGGCAGUUAAGAAAAGCAGAUUCAAAUCAAAACAACGAACACAAGAAACAUUCACCAGAGUGAAUAAAUUAAAAGCAGAAAAUCAAAUGCUUGAAGAAAAAGUGAAAACAUUAACAAAAGAUCUCCAAUUCUUGAAAGAUUUGUUUCUCGAAUAUGCAUCAAAUUCACAGAACUCAAAAUUUGCGGGAUUAGAUUUAGAAAAGCUUUUAGAAGAUGUGCAAGAUGAUAAGAAAGUAGGAAAAAGUGGUAAAUGAAUCAUAGUGAUACUAUUGUAUGGAUGGAUUUAUUCACACUUGGUUUGUGGUAAACUGUCACACAUAAAUGUAUUUAGUUUAAACUUACCUUAUCCGGUGAGUAUAAGUGAAAAUAAAUUAAGGUUGCUCCUUAGCACCAUCUGUCAAAGUUAAUAAACUUUCAUAAGAUCUUUGUUGACUGUGUGUUGAGUAUUGUAGGUUUUUGGAUCAUAUUCUAAAUUCAAACACAGAACUAACUGCCUUAGCACCUGUCAAAGGCCAGAUAUUUAUAUUACCAUAUAAUAAUAAUGACAUUUAAUCCAUUCAAAAACAUUACAUUAAUAUUUGAUUUGAUCAAAUAAUUGUGUCAUAGUGGAAUUUUAUUUAUGGUAUGUUGUCUUUAUAUUGUGUUUCUAGCUGAAAUAUGUUUUGAUAGUAAAAAAUGUGUAUAAAUCUAAUAUCCCAUUUCAGAGAUAAUGAAAUUACCUACAUUUUCUUCGUACAAGUUUUUUUGCGACGAAAAUCCACAUUUAAGAAUCAAAUGUAGAAUAUAAAUUCAUACAGGGUAGAUAUGACAAUGCAUUUUUUGUACAUUGCUUUAAUUUGAUUGCCAUUUGCUUAUUUGAUGACUAAUUUGUGAUAUUUCUUGGUAAUCAUUUAGAAUCAUAUUAUUUAUCUUAUUUAAGGUAUGCAUCCAUUGGUCCAUGCCCAAUGCACGAUUUUUCUUUACUUUGUAUAAUUUGCCUGCAUUGAAAGACAAAGAAAAUAUGUUUAAACUGUGCUGCAUCCAAUGUAGCCCUACCUUUUAUGGUUUGGUUAGUCGAAACUUUUGUACAAUUUUCAUAAUUGUGGUGAAAUCAAUGCAUCAUUUUUCUUGUAAAUUGUAAGUUUAAAAUGAUUUUUAGUAUUUAAGUUUAUUAUAAUUUAAGGUAUGAUAUAAUUUUUAUAUGCAAAUCAAUGUUAUAUUGUUUUUAUAAUUUUUUUUGUUCUUUUACAUAAUUGUAUGUAUCUCCGAGGUAUUCUCU
Papilio xuthus (Asian swallowtail) is the source of this 1676-nucleotide messenger RNA. RefSeq names its product Inverted repeat binding protein 18 kDa (gene Irbp18). The transcript has 2 exons. The coding region runs from base 307 to 672 and encodes 121 amino acids. The record is from RefSeq and is a predicted model, not a curated record. Gene Ontology annotation, molecular function: RNA polymerase II cis-regulatory region sequence-specific DNA binding; DNA-binding transcription factor activity, RNA polymerase II-specific. NCBI's taxonomy places the organism in Eukaryota, Metazoa, Arthropoda, Insecta, Lepidoptera, Papilionidae. Gene Ontology annotation, biological process: regulation of transcription by RNA polymerase II; DNA-templated transcription.